Molecule: messenger RNA, 1802 nt
Organism: Silurus meridionalis
Lineage: Eukaryota; Metazoa; Chordata; Actinopteri; Siluriformes; Siluridae
Product: C-type mannose receptor 2-like
Exons: 6
Coding region: 96-1241 (381 amino acids)
Source: RefSeq, a predicted model, not a curated record
UUAGAAUGCUUCGUGAAGCUCUGGAAUGAAGCUAUUCAAGGAACACUGCUCGGAUCUAAACCUUUCAGCUUAAAGAUCUCCGCUGUUUGGGCAUCAUGAAGUUGGAUCUGUUCCUUCUCCUUUGUCUCAGUGGUGUUGUGCCAAUCACCUUCUCUGUUCUGCAAACUAAACCUGGCCAGUAUCUCAUCACUCAUUCAUUGUCAUGGCCUAAUGCUCAGAAGUACUGCAGGACAAAGUACACUGACCUGACUAAGGUAAAGGACUCUAGUGUUCUCUUAGAGCUAAUUAAAAUGGCAGUAAGUAAUGGUUUAAAAUCAUGGCGUAUUUGGAUUGGACUGUACAACGACUUUGACAGUUGGCACUGGUCUUUUAAUGACCUCUCACUGUCGAGUACAAACCAAACAAAUUGGUACUCUGGACAACCUGAUAAUUACAUGGGGCAUGAAGCAUGUGGAGGAAUCUAUGGUGCUGGGUACUGGGAAGACUCGGACUGUGCACUGCAGAAACCCUUUAUAUGCUACGAUGCUGGUAACAGGGGCGCUAACAGGUUCAUUGGAGUCACGAAUCCUCAGCUGAACUGGUCUGAAGCUCAGACUUACUGCCGAACAAAUUACACUGAUUUGGCCAGCGCACUCACCCAGGCAGACAAUGACCUGUUAACACAGACAGUGUCUGUCCAGGGCUAUUCCUGGUUCGGUCUGUAUCAGGACACAUGGAAGUGGUUGAAUGGAACAGUGGCAUCAAACCUCCAGUGGAAAUCUGGACAGCCUGAUAACGCUAAUCCUCAGGAGAACUGUGGGGUUUUGCAAGACAAAAUGAUGGGUGACCAAAACUGCAACAGCUUAAACCACUUUUUUUGUGAAUUCAUCCCACCAGUAAGGCAGCAGAUCAUAAAAAUAAAGGUGUCUGAUGUCAAGUCUGAUGGGAGUGUGUUUGAUGCUGCUUUUCAGCUGUCCAUUUUGGAGAUCGUGAAGAAGAAACUGUUGCAACAUAACAUGUUGGAGAACUCAACCGUGACCUGGAGGCUGCAGCCAGAUGGAAAAAUGUUUUCCAAAAAAAAAAAAAUAAUUAGAAUGGACAAAACAUUGAUUGUAGUAAUUGUUAUUUAUUACUAUUGUAGCAAAUGUAGGGUUUUAGUCCUGUACAUUGUGCAUCAUACCAUUUAUUUAUUAUAUUCACAAAUUACACCACAUGCUUGUUUUGCAGCAUUAUUAUCAGGCUGUUCAAAGUUCAAGUACUGAAAAAUGAGAUUAUUUAGUGGGAGGUCAUUUAAAGAAUAGCGUCAGCUGUUGAUAUUAUUGUACAAUCCGACCCAGGCAGAUGUUCCUAGAACUUUGCUUGCUGUUAAUUUCUUCACUCAUAACCAAUCAGCAUCACAUUUCCUGCCAGGUCAGUGUACAUCACCCUGUAGUGAUUCUGUGCAACAGGCCAUGACACUACUUGUCAGUAUCAAUGUCAUAAUUCCAAGGAAGGAUACAGUGAUUAGAAGAAGUCACAUUUUAAAAGCAUUUGAUUUCAUAAAACACAAAGAUACAUUAUUAAACUGUUCAGCAGUCAGCAAAGAUUAGGCAGCAAAGCAAGAGUUGGCACAAAGAAUCCUUAAUUGGUGCAUAGUUUAUAGUCAACAAACAUAUAGUCUCAGACUAACAUACAGAAUAAUUAACAAAAACGUUGUAUUUUAUCAGAAAAAGACAAGUUGCAACAAAGAACUCAUCUAUUUGUGUUGAUCUACCUAUAAGAUGUUGAAUAGUUAAACAUUGUAAACUUACACUGUUUAUUCUUAAAUUAAAUAUAUUCUUUAA